This is a messenger RNA of Schizosaccharomyces japonicus yFS275, 907 nucleotides long. RefSeq names its product phosphatidyl-N-methylethanolamine N- methyltransferase. Gene Ontology annotation, cellular component: mitochondrial membrane; endoplasmic reticulum membrane. Gene Ontology annotation, molecular function: S-adenosylmethionine-dependent methyltransferase activity; phosphatidyl-N-methylethanolamine N-methyltransferase activity; phosphatidylethanolamine N-methyltransferase activity. Gene Ontology annotation, biological process: phosphatidylcholine biosynthetic process. The record is from RefSeq and is a predicted model, not a curated record. NCBI's taxonomy places the organism in Eukaryota, Fungi, Ascomycota, Schizosaccharomycetes, Schizosaccharomycetales, Schizosaccharomycetaceae. Bases 78 to 656 code for a protein of 192 amino acids. The transcript has 2 exons.
GGUUCUCACGAUGACGUAGCGAUUCCUAUCACUAGUUAAUUCUGUCUCGGGCUUCCUGUCCUCUCCCAUUAACAAAAAUGUUCUUUAUUGAAUUCAAAAAGUCCUUGCUGGCCGCCGUCUUGUCUAUCUUCCUGAACCCUCUGCUUUGGAAUUUGGCAGCGCGCCAAGAGUAUCACAACAAGACUUUGACCAAGCUCGCAAACGGUGAUUCAAAGAAAGCUUGCUAUGGUUUGGCUAUAGUCAUUUUUGUUGGCGGUAUUAUUCGCGAUUUGAUCUUCCAAAAUGCCAUUAAGCGUCAACCAACGAUGUCGCUUCUCUUGGCACCUUUCUUCCAAGGCAUCUCGAAGCUCUUGUUGCUUGCCGGAAGUGUUCUCGUCUUGUCCAGCAUGUACAGACUUGGCAUAGUUAACACUUACCUUGGUGACUACUUUGGUUUCCUUCUUCCCGCCCGUCUCACCGGAUUUCCAUUCAAUGUUUGCGACAACCCUAUGUAUGUCGGCUCUACCCUGUGCUUUUUGGCCACGGCCCUUCGUUACGGAAAGCCUGUUGGUUUCUUGUUGACUGCCGAGGUUUACUAUGUGUAUAAGCUCGCUUUGAAAUACGAAGAACCUUUUACUGCCAAGAUUUAUGCCAACAAAGAUGCCAAGAAAAACUAAGCGGUUUUCCUCGCUGACCAAUCAAUUAUAUGAGUGAGUAUAUGAUAGACCAUACGACGUUUUUAUAGACUUCGUCGGACCAGACGUGUUGUGUAACCUUGUUCAUGAAAUUUCACGAGUUCCUUUCCACCGAUUUCUCUUCCCCUUUGCUCUCUACAAUGAAUAUAGCAAAAACAGAUUUAUCAGCUUCUUAACUAUGUUGUGACAAUCAGAAUUUUAAACAGAUUUAAAACAUGUCAAUGUUCGGGAAA